This is a messenger RNA of Bombina bombina (fire-bellied toad), 3407 nucleotides long. RefSeq names its product zinc finger and BTB domain containing 24 (gene ZBTB24). Lineage: Eukaryota; Metazoa; Chordata; Amphibia; Anura; Bombinatoridae. The coding region runs from base 205 to 2310 and encodes 701 amino acids. Gene Ontology annotation, cellular component: nucleus. Gene Ontology annotation, molecular function: protein binding; DNA-binding transcription factor activity, RNA polymerase II-specific; RNA polymerase II cis-regulatory region sequence-specific DNA binding. The transcript is spliced from 8 exons. Gene Ontology annotation, biological process: regulation of transcription by RNA polymerase II. The record is from RefSeq and is a predicted model, not a curated record.
AUUUCUCUUGUCUAAAUAAAGUUUUUGUCAAAUAAAAAAUGUAUUCGAAAUCCUGGUUUGGGCUGUCGUUUGACGUCAGAGAUGUGUGCCCCAGAUAUCCUGAAGCAUAGUCAUUAUGGACUGAAAACUUGACAAAUCCUGGUAGAUUGGAAGCCAUGGAUCUAGCUCCUAAAGUCUGAGGCUUGAUGUCUUUUUCUCUUCUUAAUGAUGGAACAAGCUGCACAUGAAUUACAGUCAGACACCGAGGUGCAAGUCAACAUCCACUCCAAAGCUCACUGGAACACAGUGUUUUCCAGCCUGGAGGAUCAGCGGAGAAAGAACUUCCUGUGUGACAUCACCCUUAUUGUAGACAAUGUGAAGUUCAGAGCACACAAAGCUCUUCUAGCUGCUAGCAGUGAGUACUUUUCCCUGAUGUUUGCAGACGAAGGGAAUGCAAGUCAGUCUGUUUAUGUCAUGGAAGGUAUGGUUGCUGAUAUCUUUGGAUCAGUGCUGCAGUUUGUGUACACUGGGAAUGUCCAAGUUAACAAAAAGAUCCUUAAGCAGAUGGUGGCAAUAGCACAGUUACUUAAAGUAGAAAAUCUGGUUAAGGCUUGUUCGGAAUUUUUGGGGGAUCAUAGAACUUCCAAAGCUUUUUGUGAAUCUGCCACAGUAGCAGGAGCCGUCGAUAAUAGUGACUUACCAAAACGUAAACGUGGAAGGCCAAAAAAAUAUAUGCCUGUCCAGGAAAGGGAAGAUGUUGGGGCUAAUCAAAUGCCAAACCCAAAGGGUGAAUCACUGAAAGAAAACAAAAGCCAAAAAGUCACUAAUGGAAACAGUUUUAAAAAAGAGGAAUCAAUAGCAAGUUGUAACGCAGAAGCACCUGCGCUGGAAAACGCCAACGGAAAUCCCAAAUCAAAUGAUGAACAAAUGGUUCCAAAGCGUCAGAGUAGUCGCAGAAUCCAGAGAUCUGUCAAGUUAAAAGAUUACAGAAGUUGCAUGGAUAAAGAGGAUGGGGAGAUAAUAAAACAAGCAGGAGGCAAAAGAAAACACUCUACUCCUGAGGCUCACUGCAAAGACUGUGGCAAAGUAUUCCGAUAUAAUCACUUCUUAGCUAUUCACCGGAGGACGCACACAGGAGAGCGUCCCUUCAGAUGUACAGAAUGUGGAAAAUGCUUCUCCCAGAAGCAUUCACUGCAAGUCCAUGAACGAAUACACACAGGAGAAAGGCCUUACAGCUGCACAGUUUGCAAUAAAGCCUUUACUACCAAGCAAUCUCUCAUAGAGCACAUGAGUCUACAUGCAGGAGAAAAAGCAUUUACCUGUGACCAGUGUGGAAAAUACUUCAGCCAAAAAAGACAGUUGAGAAGUCAUUAUCGUGUUCAUACAGGCAGCUCAUUACCAGAGUGCAGUCACUGUCAACGCAAGUUUAUGGACACUUCCCAGCUGAAAAAGCAUCUGCGAUCUCAUACAGGUGAGAAGCCAUUUACUUGUGAGAUCUGUGGGAAGUCUUUCACUGCAAAAAGCUCGCUAAAGACACACAUCCGAAUACACAGGGGAGAAAAGCCAUAUUCUUGUAACAUUUGCGGGAAAUCCUUUUCGGAUUCCAGUGCUAAAAGAAGACAUUGCAUCUUACAUACCGGAAGCAAACCUUUCUCUUGCCCAGACUGUAACAUGCAGUUCUCACGUAUGGACAACCUGAAAACCCACAUGAAAAUCCACAGCAAAGAAAAGCAACUUCAGGUUCCGGAAAGCAUAAGUGGAAAUACAGAAGAGGUGAGAAGUAUCCUACAGCUGCAGCCAUACCAGCUUGCACCACCUGGCGGGCAGGAGAUACAGUUACUGGUCACAGAUGGUGUUCACAACCUGAACUUCCUGCCUAGCCAUGACCAAAGUAUCAGUAUUGUCACUUCUGAUAACUCCCAGGGUAUAACGGAGCAAACUGCAAACCUUUCACUGAUUACCAGUCCGGCUGCCCCUCUGCACAACUUGCCUGUCACAGCUCACCAGCAGCAAGUAAAUCCAAUCCACAGUAUAGACAUGAUGGAGAGCCGGGUCCAGGCCGUGCACCCAGAGCAGAUGCAUGUUAUCACCCUCUCAAAGGAAGCCCUAGACCAGUUACAGGGCAGCACUCAAGAAAUCCAUUUGUCACAAACAGACAGACAACUGCCAAUAACCCAGGUGCAGGCUCAUACACCUAAUGGAAUAUUGAACCAAAACCCCCAUGCCACUGAACAUGUUACUCAACCUUUGGCUGAACAUCAUACACAAGAUUUUCAAAUCCAGGCCGGCACAGUUUCUUUUAUAAACACUACGCUAGAAACAACACAUUAGAAUUCAAUAUAUAGCAGAAAAUGCUAUCAGAGGACCACUGUACAGAAAAUGGUUAUGUCUACCUUUUAUAAAGCUCACAAUGUCAUUUAGAUCAACAUUACUUAUCAUGAAUGACCUGAUUAUUUUCUGCAAUAGAUUUUCCAUUUUUUUAGUGUCAGGUUUUCAUAGUUUAUAAUAACAGUCCCAUGUUUCCUGCUAGAAAUGGAAAUAUUUUGGCAUGCAUUUUAAUUAAAAAACAUAUCUGAAGAUAUGAAAAUGGCUUGAUAUCCUGUUCCACAGCUUUACCCCACCUUGUUCCAUGAUGUCAAUUGGGUGCUUAUCUACUCAGUGCACAAAGUACAGCUGACAAUUUUCUGAUCAGCCGCAGCUAGACAAAGCAUAGCUAUGUUAUGACAGUGAGACAUGGUGGAAGAAUUAUGUGUACAAGCUUUGAAACUUUUAUGUUUUCUUGAAAACAAAAAAUAUACAGUUAAAGGGCCAUAAAUACCCAAAUGUUGAAACACUUGAAAGUGAUGCAGCGUAGCAGUAAAAAGCUGACUAGAAAAUAUCACCUGAACAUCUCGAUGAAAAAAAAGAAAGAUAUUUUACCUCAAAAGUUCCUCAGUAGCCAUAUCCCAUUGUAAAGGACUUCUAAGCAGCAAAUCAGUAUGUCUGUCCCGGGACAGCUAAGGGAGUGAGCUUCAUGAACACUCAUCUUAUUUCCCUAUUCAGUUUAAGGAAGUUUACUAUGAAAUCUCAUGAGAGUUACAUCAAAUCUCAUGAGAUCACAGUAAAAGAGUUCAUGACCUCAGCACUUUUGAUGCUGAUUGGCUGCUGUUCAUUUCUUCAUUUUUUUUUAUACCUGCAGCUGGGCAGCAGUUGAAUUAUAACUUUUUACACAGAACUAACUCUGCUGAGCUGAGGAAAUUGUGAGGUAAAAUAUCUUCCUUUUUUACAUAGAGAUGCUCAGGUGAUAUUUUCCUGUCAGCUUUUUACAGUUAUACUGCAUCAGUUUCAAGUGAUUUAGCAGAUGAGUAUUAUGUCCCUUUAAAUGCAAAUGAAAAGUUUAAUUUCUGUAUAAGUGAUGCAGAAUAAACAUUUUAUCUUUUUUAUGUAAA